UUUGAUCUGCAGCAAGAUGCUGAAGUUAGCCGUUUUCCUCCUCUGUGUGCUGCCUUUGGCAUCUGCAGGGGGACUUGCCAAUAAAGUUCUGCUGUUUCCACAGAAGACUGAUAACAGCUAUGUUAAAAUCACUCCAGAAAAACCCCUAAACCUUACAGCUUUCACUUUAUGCAUGCGUGUCGCCACAGAGCUGCAAGGAAAGAGAGAGGUUAUUCUCUUUGCCUACCGUAUGCCUGAAGUCGAUGAGCUUAAUGUUUGGAUUGAAAAAGACAGAACCAUAGGCUUGUAUCUUGGUAGUUCUAGUGCGGGAGUGCGUUUUUACUUGCCACCUCUCUCCACCUUCCGGACGCACCUGUGCUUCACCUGGAGCUCAUCGACCGGUCUCGUGGCCGCUUGGAUGAAUGGACAACGCAUUAUUUACCAGAAAUACAAAAAAGGUCUCACCAUCCGUUCCGGUGGCACUGUGGUGCUCGGUCAGGAUCCUGAUUCACGUUUGGGUGGUUUUAAUGCAGAGCAGUGCUUUGUAGGUGAAAUUGGAGAUGUGAAUCUGUGGGAUGGGGUUCUCACUGCGAAAGAGAUUCAGGGGUUAUAUUUACAAAGCACAGCAGUAAAAGUGCCAAAUGUAAUUAAUUGGCGCACAGCUGUGUAUGCUAUAAUUCCAGGAAGCAUUGUGGAAGUGGUGGAUUUUUGAUUCCACACACAGAUGUCUGUUUCAAGUCUGUACAUCAUAUGAAUUAACUAAACAAUUUUUCUGAGCAUUACAACUUAUGAAUUAAUCAAUAAAUCUUUC
Messenger RNA from Misgurnus anguillicaudatus (oriental weatherfish), 790 nucleotides. RefSeq names its product C-reactive protein-like. Lineage: Eukaryota; Metazoa; Chordata; Actinopteri; Cypriniformes; Cobitidae. The record is from RefSeq and is a predicted model, not a curated record.